Fusarium sp. VM40 is the source of this 2307-nucleotide messenger RNA. NCBI's taxonomy places the organism in Eukaryota, Fungi, Ascomycota, Sordariomycetes, Hypocreales, Nectriaceae. The record is from the annotation of a GenBank genome assembly.
AUGCGUUUCGGUCGGACACUCCGCGAGUCCGUAUACCCUCCGUGGAAGGAUAAGUACAUCGAGUACGCCAAGCUCAAGAGCUUGUUGAGGGAGGAUGCCGAUGACGAUAGCCAGCCAUGGACCGAGGAGGACGAGACUCGCUUCUGCGAGGAGAUCUUUAACAACCAGCUUGAGAAGGUUGCACACUUCCAAGAACAGCGCUUCAAUGCUCUCAAGGAGAGAGUCGACUCUGCCUUUGACAAGCUGAAGGAAUUGGCGCCCGUGGAGACCUCGGAGGAGGACGGAGCUCCCCAAAAGGGAGAGAUCUCGGCUUCCCGCCUGCGCACUUUGGAGUCGGAGCUCGACGAGAUUACCAAUGAGGUCCGUGAGCUCAAGAAGUACAGCAACAUCAACUACACUGGCUUCCUCAAGAUCAUUAAGAAGCACGAUCGCAAGCGAGGAGACCGCUACAAGGUCCGGCCCAUGAUGCAGUUGAGCCUUUCUCAGCGUCCUUUCAACUCCGAGUCUGGCUACUCGCCUCUCCUCAACAAGCUUUCCAUCAUGUACUUUGCCAUCCGGCAACAACUUGAGGAAGGCGGAGAUCAGCUCCCACCUUUGGAUUUCGAGUCUCAAGGCGAGACCCGCAAUGGCGAGCACUACACAGCUCAUAAGUUCUGGGUUCAUCCUGAUAACUUGCUCGAGGUCAAGACAGUCAUCCUCCGGCAUCUGCCAGCUCUCGUUUACAGCGAGCAGUCGGCCAAGGAGCUUGAUGGCAGUGAUUCGCCAUCCAUUACCUCCCUGUACUUCGAUAACAAGCAGUUUGAGCUUUAUGGCGAAAAGGUUAACCGCCAAUCAGAAGCAACAUCCCUGCGACUUCGCUGGUACGGACAGCUGGCCACUCGACCAGAGAUUUUUGUUGAAGAGAAGACGGUGGACAACAAGGGUGGUAGCCAAGAUCUUAAGUUCUCUAUCAAGGACAAGUAUGUCAAGUCAUUUGUGGAUGGUGACUACAAGACGGAGAAGGCGGUUCAAAAGAUGAAAAGGCAGAACCUUGCUGCUGAAAAGAUUGAAGAAUUCGAGCAGACUGUCAGCACGAUUCAGAAAUACGUCAAGGAAAAGAAACUCGGCCCUGUCCUGAGAGCCAACUACGUCCGAACUGCUUUCCAAAAGCCUGCCGACGACCGAAUCCGUAUCGCCAUCGAUACCGACGUGGCGUUCAUCCGGGAGGAUACUCUCGACAGUAGCCGUCCCUGCCGCGACCCGAAUGAGUGGCAUCGUCUGGAUGUUGAUGACAGCGAAAUGACCUACCCUUUCAAGAAAAUGAACCAGAGCGAGGUCAACCGUUUCCCCUAUGCUCUCCUUGAGAUCAAGGUCAAGGAGGAUGGUCUACGAAAGCGCCCUACUUGGAUCGAGGACUUGAUGGUUUCUCACUUGGUUCAUCCCACACCACGAUUCUCCAAGUUUGUGCACGGUAUUGCGGUUCUCUUUGAGGACUACGUCAACAACUUGCCCUUCUGGCUUAGUGAUCUUGAGAAUGAUAUCCGAAAGGACCCCCAGAAGACUUUUGAGGAAGAGGAGCAGCGACGUGCCCAACGACAUGAGGACGUUAUGGCCGUAGGAAGUCUAAUCGGCGCAGGAGCAAAGUCUGGUUCAUAUAAACCCACACAAAGUUCGCCAAUGAGCAAAUCCUAUUUGGCCGACCGCAUGUCUAAGGAUUCAAUCGCCCAAACUCUCAACAAGCGAACUUCGCUUCCUGCAAACGGAGAGGAGAGUGGCGGGAGCAGUGGCCAACGCCAGGAAGAGCAGGAGAGGUCUUACGGAACACUCUCUUCUGUCAUUCCUGGUUUCUCGUUGUCCAAGUACUCCAGGGCCAAGCGAGCAUCUCAACAACCAUUGCCCGAAGGCGUGGUAGCGCCAAAGGAGUGGAUCAAGAACAUGGGUGAGCUCAAGGUUGAACCCAAGGUUUGGCUUGCCAACGAGCGAACAUUCCUUAAGUGGCAGCACAUUUGUAUCCUCCAGGGCGGCCUAGCUGUUGGUCUUUACACCGCUGCUGGCGAGAACACGAUUGCUUCCAUUAUUGGACUUUUGUUUGUUCUUAUUGCCUUGUUUGCUGGAGUCUGGGGAUACUCAAUGCUGAGAAUCCGACGAACCAUGAUUCUUGAGCGAAGCGGUAAGGACUUUGACAACAUGAUUGGACCCAUGAUUAUCAGCGUUUCUUUGAUGAUUGUCCUCAUUCUUAACUUUUUCUUUGCGUGGCGGGAAGCUUAUGGACGAUUCAAUGAUGGUAAGAACGGCGCAGGAGAGCUUCUCUCAGAAGAUCUCAAGUAG